Messenger RNA from Oryza brachyantha (malo sina), 2544 nucleotides. Its product is annotated as cation/H(+) antiporter 28. Gene Ontology annotation, biological process: regulation of pH; proton transmembrane transport. Gene Ontology annotation, cellular component: membrane; endomembrane system. The transcript has 2 exons. Lineage: Eukaryota; Viridiplantae; Streptophyta; Magnoliopsida; Poales; Poaceae. Gene Ontology annotation, molecular function: antiporter activity. Bases 80 to 2539 code for a protein of 819 amino acids. The record is from RefSeq and is a predicted model, not a curated record.
UGAUUUCAUCGAAAUAAUCGAUCGAUCGAUCGAUUUUAUCAAGCAAGAGCUGGAAUCGAUCGAUCGAUCAGAAAGAAGAAUGGAUUGCUCAAUGACAAGCAGCAUAUUGUCGGCCAAUUACAACACCAUCCUCUUCGAGUUCGGCGUCAUCCUCGUCACCAGCAAGAUCCUCUACGCACUCCUCCGCAAGCUCUACCAGCCACGCAUCUUCUCCGACCUGCUGCUCGGCAUCGUCCUUGCCCAGUUCCGUGUCCUGUCGCUCACCAACGCCAUCAACCUUGUCUUCGGCAAGAUCGGCGGCUUCGUCUUCGCGCCCUACCUCUUCGCCCUCGGCGUCGAGAUGGACCCCUCCGCGCUGCUCGACGCCCCCACCGCCGAAGCCGCCGUCGCCUACGCCGGCAUCUUCUCCACCGCCAUCCUCGUCACGCUCUUCCACACCCCCAUCAUGCGCUCCACCUCCGGGAUCGUCCACGAGCACUCCCUCCGCGCCUUCCUCGGCCUCGCCGCCGCCCUCGCCAACACCGCCUCCCCGGUCCUCACCCGCCUCGCCACCGACCUCAAGAUCGCCAAGACCGCCGUCGGCCGCCUCGCCGUCGGCGCCGGCAUCGCCUCCGACAUGCUCACCACGCUUCUCAUCGCGCUCGGCAGCAUGGUCUGGCGCGACACCGGCACCGAACAAGCCGCCUCGCCGUUCGCGCAGCCGGCGCUCACGGCGGCGGUGCUCGCCGUGGUCGUCAUGUCGGGGUUCGUGUCGAGGGCAAUGGCGGAGUGGGUGGACGGGCGAAACCCGGAGGGCCGGCGCAUGCGCGGCUUCGACCUGUCGCUGGUGGCGCUGGUGGCGGCCACGCUAUGCUGGUUCAGCUCGGCUCUGCGGCUGGACGUGAACAUGGCGGCGUUCCUGGUGGGGCUGGCGUUCCCGAGCGAGGGGAGGGUGUCGCGGCUGCUGGUCAGCAAGAUCAACCUGGUGCUCAGUUCUUUCGUCCUCCCGCUCUACGUCGCCCACGUCUGCCUCUCGCUUCGCCAGACCACCGACGACGUCGAGGCGGCUGGUCUCAGCAAGGACGAGGGCUUCCGCGUCUACGUCAUGGAGCUUCCCUUCCCCUGGUGGAAGGUCUUCUUCGUCACCGCCAUGGGCACGCUCGGCAAGCUCGUCGGCUGCGCGGCCGCCGGCCUGCUCCGUGGGCUCGGCUGGCUGGAGGCGCUCGCGCUGGGGCUGCUGCUCAACGUCAAGGGCUACUUCCACGUGUACUGCGCGCUGGCCGCGUUCGAGGCCGGCAUCGUCACGGACAAGUCGUUCAUGGCGAUCAUCUUCAUGGUGGCGCUGAACGUGGCGGCGACGCCGAUGGUGGGCAUGGCGAUCGCGUCGUGGGCGCGGCGGAGCGUGCAGUGGCGCCUCAUGGGGCUGCAGCACCACGACCCGUCCACGGAGCUGCGCCUCGUGGUGGGGCUGCACGGCCCGCAGGACGUGCCCACGCUCGCCUUCCUCAUGGAGGCGCUGCGCUGGGGCGGCGGCAACGGCGAGCUCGCGGUGUACGCCGUCGACAUGGUGCAGCUGACGGACCAGACGGCCGCGGCCAUCGUCAAGGGCGGUGGCUUCGACGGCGUGACGGUGGUGGACGAGGAGGUGUCGGAGAUGCGGAAGCUCAUCGGCGAGGCGCUGGACGCGUACCAGGCGGAGCGCGGCGGCGAGGGCGUGGUGAGGGUGCGCAGGGUGCUGGCGCUGUCGUCGUUCCCGGACAUGCACAGUGACAUCUGCAUCUGCGCGGAGGACGCCAUGGCGGCGCUGGUGCUGCUGCCGUUCCACAAGAGGCAGAGGGCAGACGGGGCCAUGGAGGCCGGCCACCUGGGGCUCCGGCUGGUGAACCAGAAGGUGCUGCAGCUGGCGCCGUGCUCGGUGGGCAUCCUGGUGGACCGCGGGCGCGGGAAGCAGCAGGCGGACGGGGCUCCGCAGGGCGUGGUGGUGGUGUUCAUCGGCGGCGCGGACGACCGGGAGGCGCUGACGCUGGCGUCGUUCAUGUCGAAGCACAGCGGGGUGCGGCUGACGGCGCUGCGCGUGGUGCAGAACGCGACGGCGCAGGCGCGGGCGCGGGCGCGGACGAGCCUGUUCGAGUCGAAGAGCCGGCGCGGAGGGAGCGCGGGGUCGGCGGGGUCGUCGGCGUCGUCGGCGCUGGGGCAGGAGGAGCUGCAGAUGCAGGUGGACGACAAGUUCUUCGCGGAGUUCUACCGCAAACACGUGGCCGGCGGCGGCGGGAAGGGGAUGGGGUACAUGGAGAAGCACGUGGGCGACGGGGCGGAGCUGGUGGCGGUGCUGCGGGCGCUGCAGGCGGAGUACCGGCUGUUCGUGGUGGGGCGUGGUCGGGACCGGUGGUCCGUGCUGACGGAGGGGCUGGAGGAGUGGUCGGAGUGCCUGGAGCUCGGCCCCGUCGGCGACAUCCUUGCCUCGUCGGACUUCUCCACCACGGCCUCCGUGCUCAUCGUCCAGCAGUACGAUGCCAAGAAGCACUACAAGGUCAUCGACGAGGAGUUCAUGCCUUUGUAAUAUAU